Molecule: messenger RNA, 2273 nt
Organism: Lynx canadensis (Canada lynx)
Lineage: Eukaryota; Metazoa; Chordata; Mammalia; Carnivora; Felidae
Gene: ARL13B
Product: ADP ribosylation factor like GTPase 13B
Exons: 10
Coding region: 268-1560 (430 amino acids)
Biological process (GO): receptor localization to non-motile cilium; non-motile cilium assembly
Cellular component (GO): motile cilium; ciliary membrane; non-motile cilium
Molecular function (GO): GTP binding; GTPase activity
Source: RefSeq, a predicted model, not a curated record
ACUGGCGGGGCUCCGCUAACACUACUCGGGUCUGGGUGUCUGCGCCUUUGGCCGAGCUGUGCCUGGGCGAGGAGGCCGUUGUUCGCUCGCCGGCCGGCGCGGUUACCGGGACUUGGCGCUGGGACUGACCACCUCGACCCCACUCCAGACUUCUCCGCCUCCGAGGUGCCUCGGAACGGCUGCGGCCGCCGGGACUCGGCCCGGGGCAACUAGGGGCCCUUCCUCGCUCGGGGCUCGGAUGGGAGGCGUUGGGAGGAGCGGCCUGGGAUGUUCAGUCUGAUGGCCAAUUGCUGCAGCUGGUUCAAGCGGUGGCGGGAGCCCGUCAGAAAAGUGACUCUUGUGAUGGUGGGACUUGAUAAUGCUGGUAAAACGGCAACGGCAAAGGGAAUCCAAGGAGAGUAUCCUGAAGAUGUAGCUCCUACUGUUGGAUUUUCCAAAAUUGACCUCAGACAAGGAAAAUUUGAAGUCACCAUCUUUGACUUGGGAGGUGGAAAAAGAAUUCGGGGUAUCUGGAAGAAUUACUAUGCUGAGUCCUAUGGGGUAAUAUUUGUUGUGGAUUCCAGUGAUGAAGAGAGAAUGGAAGAGACAAAAGAGACAAUGUCAGAAGUGCUAAGACAUCCUAGGAUAUCGGGAAAGCCUAUACUGGUGUUGGCAAAUAAACAAGACAAGGAAGGGGCUUUAGGAGAAGCUGAUGUGAUUGAAUGCCUAUCUCUGGAAAAAUUGGUCAAUGAGCACAAGUGCCUAUGUCAAAUAGAACCUUGUUCAGCAGUCUUGGGCUAUGGAAAGAAAAUUGACAAGUCCAUUAAAAAAGGCCUUUACUGGCUCCUACAUAUCAUUGCAAGAGACUUUGAUGCUUUAAAUGAACGCAUCCAAAGAGACACAACAGAACAGCGUGCUCUUGAAGAACAAGAGAAACGAGAGAGGGCUGAACGAGUGCGAAAAUUACGAGAAGAAAGAGAACAAAGAGAACGAGAGCAGGCGGAACUCAAUGGAAACAGCAGCCUGGCUGAGUUGGACUCCGAACCAAUUAUUGUUAAUCCUUUCCAGCCAAUCGCAUCUGUCAUCCUUGAGAAUGAAAGAAAACUUGAAAAAGACAAAAAGAGACACAGUGUGGAGAAAGACAGUGAUGGCUGCCCCCCGAAACAUAAAACGGAGAAUGAGCAAAUAGAGACACAGAGCCAGAUCAGUGACAAUAGCCAAAAAAACAAUGAGCUUGGAAUAGUUGAAAAUUAUAAAGAGGCAUUAACACAGCAGUUGGAGAAUGAAGAUGAUACAGACCAGCGAUCAUCAGAAUCAGAUAACAGCAAAAAGAAAACUAAGAAACUAAGAAUAAAAAGGAGUCACCGUGUAGAACCUGUUAAUACAGAUGACUCUGCUCCUAAGAGUCCAACACCACCCCCGCCUCCUCCUCCUGUUGGCUGGGGAACCCCCAAAGUCACUAGACUUCCAAAACUUGAGCCUCUUGGUGAAACACGUCAUAAUGAUUUCUAUGGGAAGCCACUGCCUCCCCUGUCUGCACGACAGAGGCCUAACAGUGAUGCUCAUGAUGUGGUUUCAUAACCGAGUCAUGUGAUGAGCUUUUUAAAGAUCUGCAAGAUCAACUAGAAGACCUUCCUUCUCAAAGAAGAAAAACCCUAAGCAUUGAUGACUGGGGCAAGAUAAGCAUAGUGAUUUCAGUGAGAUAAAUAGCCAAAGAUCUGGCUGAUAUGACAAUUAUCCAUGUUAUUCAUGGUUUAAAAAAAAGGAAGGAAAAUGACCAAUAGAUGGGAUGAGCAUUUGAAUCAAGUUAGCAGGAGUUACUGUUGACUCUGGUUUUUACAGUCCUGCUCAUGGGCAUAUUCCUGAAGGAAAACCUCUUCAGAAAAAGAGCCAAUGGACUCUGCACACUUUCUUUACUAUAUGUUUAAUAGUCUUUAUUAUUGUAUCCUAAACAUUUUUUGUAAGAUACAUGUGCAUGGAAGGGGAACUCUUGGGAAUUUAUAACCUAAGUUUUUAACUUUUUAUAUUUUUCUAAAACUUAUAAGAAUUUUAAUUAUUAUGAUAUCGACUGUGCACUUUUCUAUAGAUGCUUUGUUUAAAUUGUGUCUGGAAAUGGAGUUGAUUUACUUGACAAACAUGAACUACACAAACAGGACAUAUUUAUAUGGUUUAAGGUAUAUUUCAUAAUAGUAUUGUUCUUGAAGUGUACAUUCUAAUUUUACCUAAUUUUAAAGUAAUGCCUUUUAAAAAUAGAUUCUUAGAUCUUUACUCUACCAAAUUAUAUUAUUUGAAAA